AAAUUAUAAUAUUUAUUUAUUUGUAAUAUCUCGAGUAAAAAAAUUAAAAUGAAUUAGUGUAUUUAAGAGUAAAUAGAAAACUCAAAUGUUCAAGCUGUUGUAGAAGCUAUUGUGUUUAAAAAAUACUCUAGAAGUAGAAGACAAAUUUCUUAUCUUUCUUAGAUAACUAUUGGGGAACAGUAAGGUUUUAUUAUUUUGGAGUAAGAAUAAAUAGAAUAAAUUAUUUCUGAAAAUUUACUGGCAAACCGAAUUGAGGUUUAUGAAUAUGAAUUGAGCUAAUCAAUAUUUUAAAAAGAACUAAAAAAGUAUUUAGCCACAAAUGACUCAUUAAAUAAUAAUCAGCAAGGCUCAAAUGAAUAAUAAAAGAUAAACUAAUAAGAACAUGAGCUGAAUGAUUUUGAGCUUGAGAGUAAUAAAGUUAAUGUAUCUUUGUAAAGAGAAUAAUAAAUUUUUAGUGAUUUUGAAGGUGAAAAUAUAUGUGAUGAGAAAAAUAUUUUGAAUUAAGAAGAGAUUUAACUCAGCGAAAAUUUAUAAGAGAAAGAUGCUGCAGAAAAUUUAGGGUUUAUUGAAGAAAACUAUGCUUAAAAAGAAUCUAACACAAACAAAGACUAAUAAGGUGAUUAAGAGUAAUUUAAUGAAUAAUAUAUGCAGGCUGAAGACUUAGUUAUAAAUAUUCAAUCUCACUAUUAAGAAUAAGAGACUGAAUAAUUCCAUGAAUAAUUGGAAGAAUAAUCGAAGCAUGAAUUAACUAACAAAGAAUCUAAUAAUUUUAUUGAAGAAAAUAUCCUAAAUGCAAAUUUAGUAUAAAAAGAAAAUGAAAAUUUGGAAUCAACAAAUGAAAAUAAGUGCUAAAAUGAGUAAGAAUAAAACCAUUCACAAUAAGAUAAUUAAUAAUAAAUGUAAUUGUAAUAAAAUAAUUAUGAAUAAAAGUAAUUUCAAUAAGAUAAUUAAGAAUUGAUAAAUAAGCAAGAUUAGCUAUGUCAAAAUAAUAUAAAUUACCACACUUAAUUUUUAAAAUAAGAUAAUUAUUAAUUUCAACAGCAGCAAUAGAAUGGAUAAUAACAAAAUUUGUAAUAUACAAUUUAAUAAAUAUUCAAUCAAGAAAAUGAUAGUGAUAGUUAAUCUUCCUAGCAUAAUAAUAAAUCUCCUCAAAUUGAAAUUAAUGCUUAAGAAGCUUAGCUUGAUUAAAGCAAGAAACAAAGUCAUUAGAAUUCAAGUAUGAAUCUGUCUUAAGGUAAAAUGCACGGAUAAAAUAGUUAAGGAAAAAAUUAAAAUUUUUAGUUAAGUCAGAGUAUUUAAUUAGUAAAUUUAAUAGAUGAAACUUCUCAAUAAUAAGAUAGAAAACUAGAAUUUGACUCUAAAAUUGAAGAUGAAUCGAUUCUAUAGUAAUAAUAAUAAUAAUAAAGCUAAUCAUAAGCUUUAAGCUAACAAAAAGAAGAAAAGAUCAUUGAAAACUUUGAACUUAGUGAAGUAAAAAGCGAGGAUGUGAAUUUAUUAAUUUAGAGUAAAGACAAAUUUUUAGUUUCACAAGCUUAAGAUACAAAAACAGAAUUAGAAAGCCAGUCAUCAGAACUUCUUAAUUUAAUCAAUUAAAAGGAAAAACUACAAAAAAAUGCUUAAAUUGAUAAAAAAUUUUCUGAAAAAAUUUACUAAAAAAGGUAAGUCAGUCAAAUAAAAUAAGAUAAUAAAUAAAAUAAUUUAGACUUAAAUAACAACAAUAGACGUAAUAUUUAAAGCACGAAUGUAAAAAAUUAGCAAAAUUCAAUCGUUUUAAAAAAUGAUCAAGAGAUUUUUAAGAUGCCAACCAAAACACAAAAAUCAAGAUAAUAAAAUGAAAAUCUAUCUCAAAAACAAAAAUAGGCAAGUAAAAGCAAUCUCUGUUUAAUCGAAAUUGAUUCAGACGAUUAUAUUUGUGUGGAUAACAAAAAUUAUAAAGUACUUUAAAAGCCCAAAGAAGUAACGAUACAGCCUUCAAUUUCAGAAAUAGAUUAAUUUCAUUCUUUAGAGAGCCAUGAUUUAAUUAAAAAAAGUAAAGAACAAAUAAAAAUAACAAAAUAAAUUGGAGCUAUGAAAUAUUUGGUUAAUGAGUUGAGUAACAAAAAUUAAUAUGGGUAAUUUUCUAAAGACAAGGCAGACAUUAUAAUUAACCAUAAACUAAAUAUUCGUGAAUAACACUAAGACGAAGUUUAUACACAAUUCAACAUUACCAAAUGCUUAUAUAAAGUUACAUGGAAAAAAAGACCUUCUGGAAGAAUUCCUCAACCCAGUUAUUUCACUUUCAACGAACUAUAUCAAGUGGCUCCAAGGUUACUUCUAGAAUAUCUAAAGAAAAUGGCAACACUGAAAGUGUGA
Molecule: messenger RNA, 2352 nt
Organism: Tetrahymena thermophila SB210
Lineage: Eukaryota; Ciliophora; Oligohymenophorea; Hymenostomatida; Tetrahymenidae
Exons: 1
Source: RefSeq, a predicted model, not a curated record